UUGUGGACUGUGGAAGGUUGCUUUGCUGCUUGGCGCGAAAAUACACGUCAAAAGUUCUUAACCCAAAUGGCUGCGUCAGCGAGUGGCAUAGAUGAGCAGACGCAGAUGGUCCAAUUCGUGAAGAUAAUCCAGCGAUACCCUGACAUCUACGACCACAAUAUGGAGACAUAUCGCCGAUGGACAGCCGACAAGGCUUGGGAAAAGGUUGUUGAAACUGUCAAAAACGAAAUGGAACUGGAUUGCAGUCUUGAAGAACUUAAGAGCAAGUGGAAAGGCAUAAGAUCAUCAUAUAACAGAUUCAAGAAAAAAUAUAUCGAAGAAAAAAAGAAAGGUGCAUUAUUUUCCAAAAAAUAUUAUCUGUACGACUCACUACAAUUUUUAGAGCCAUUCACCAAAUCAAAAGGAUUCAAACGGAAUACUAGUGACAUCCCCGAGAAUGUGUUUGAAAAUUGUGACAACAUAGACGAUGAACAAGAAAGUGUGACUGAGCCUGACAUAAUAUGGCCGGCAGUCAAAAUAAAAUCAGAUCCAACAGAAAACAACGACGAAAAUAACGAAACCAACUCCUACUCCGAUGAUGAUCAAACAGUUGACCAAAAAAAGUAUAAGAAAUUCAAGAAGAGAAAACGUGAGGACAAAGAUACGGGCAACGAUAGUCAAGAUUUACAGUUUUUCAAGAGUAUCCUUCCGGAUAUUGCUGGUUUUACUACAAAGGAAAAGAGGAAGUUAAAAAUAGGCAUAUUGAAAUUAGUCGACGACAUUGAAAACGCGCGUCGGAAAAGAAAACGGAAGUCAGAAUCAGAUAAUUCUUCUAGUUCGGAAUAAAAAAAUACUGAUAUGAACGUGUCUUAGAAAGGUGAGAAAAAGAUUGGUCGCGUAAUGCAGAUUAGUAUCGAGAUUACAAAGGACAAGUAUUUGUUGCAUCUGCAGAUUGAAAUACCUGCCAAAUUUAGCCCCCAACGGAUCCGUAACAAAUCUGAAUAGCGUGAAAACGUACGGGACAUUAGCAUAAUAUAUUACUAAUCGAGCAAGUGCUACGCGGCCUAUUUCAGACAAAUCCUUUCUCGGUAGAUGCGCUUCUACGGGGGCGCCUACCGACAUCCGACGUAUAACGUCUUCUCAUUUGCAUGGAAAUGAGAUCCGUGAACAUUCACGGCGCACCCUCAGUCUUCCGACGCCUUCUUUGCUUAAUUACAACGACGACACAUAAUACGAUGUUACAAUAACUAGGGAGAAAAAGCGAGGUUAUGUGAAGGAUAUGUCUUUAAAA
This is a messenger RNA of Ostrinia furnacalis (Asian corn borer), 1270 nucleotides long. RefSeq lists its product as uncharacterized. Gene Ontology annotation, cellular component: transcription regulator complex; nucleus. The coding region runs from base 67 to 825 and encodes 252 amino acids. NCBI's taxonomy places the organism in Eukaryota, Metazoa, Arthropoda, Insecta, Lepidoptera, Crambidae. Gene Ontology annotation, biological process: regulation of transcription by RNA polymerase II. Gene Ontology annotation, molecular function: DNA binding. The transcript is spliced from 4 exons. The record is from RefSeq and is a predicted model, not a curated record.